Mizuhopecten yessoensis (Yesso scallop) is the source of this 1308-nucleotide messenger RNA. RefSeq names its product arginine-hydroxylase NDUFAF5, mitochondrial-like. NCBI's taxonomy places the organism in Eukaryota, Metazoa, Mollusca, Bivalvia, Pectinida, Pectinidae. The coding region runs from base 170 to 1270 and encodes 366 amino acids. Gene Ontology annotation, cellular component: mitochondrion. The transcript is spliced from 11 exons. The record is from RefSeq and is a predicted model, not a curated record. Gene Ontology annotation, molecular function: S-adenosylmethionine-dependent methyltransferase activity. Gene Ontology annotation, biological process: mitochondrial respiratory chain complex I assembly.
ACUAACGGCAUAAUCUACAUGUGCGAGCCUCGAAGAUGGAUGCCACCGUUCGUAGGCAGGAGUCAUUAGCCUUCUAAGAAAUGAAAAAUCCUUCCUAAUUUAUGGUUGAGCGACACAUGGGAGGGACUGCAUUCUGUUUAUGUCAUCAACAAACUAAGUGUUUAGAAAUAUGACGUCUGCACCACUGCUGAGGCGGUCAUGGAGCAUAUAUGCGUCCCUAAGGUGUCGAGUGCCCUCCACUCGAAGGUCGCACUUGGUUAAUGCAUCGCGCAGUAUGAGUGCCGACCGACCAGAGAAUGUCAUGACAGUUUUUGAUAGAAAAGCAAAGCGAAUUCAAAAAGACAGGACAACAAUUUUACCUGAUUAUGAAGUUUACGAUUAUAUGAAAGAAGAGGUUGGCUAUAGACUCUUUGACAGAAUGUGUGAUGUAAAAAGAAAGUUUAAGUUGGCUAUAGAUCUGGGCUGUGGGAGAGGGUAUGUGUCCAGACACCUGCUAGCAGACAUGGUGGAAAAACUCUAUAUGUGUGACUCAUCAGAGAAGUUACUGGCACAAGCAGAAAUAUCAUCAGAAGUUCCAACCACAAAGAUGGUGGUGGAUGAAGAAUUUCUUCCAUUUGAACACAAAUCUGCAGACAUUGUAUUCAGCUCACUGAGUUUACAUUGGGUUAAUGAUCUUCCUGGUUGCUUUAAACAGGUAAACAGAAUAUUGAAGAAUGAUGGUGUGUUCCUUGGCUGUAUGUAUGGAGGAGACACGGCUUUUGAGCUCCGUGUUGCACUUCAACUGGCUGAGACAGAGAGAGAAGGGGGAUUUUCUCCACAUAUUUCCCCGUUUACCAGUGCCCAGGACCUUGGUAAUCUGUUGAACAGAGCUGGCUUCACCAUGCUAACACUGGAUACUGAUGAGUUCACGAUCAAGUACCCAUCUAUGUUUGAGCUGAUGAUGGACCUCAAAGGUAUGGGAGAAAACAACUGUUCAUGGUCACGUAGACCGUCGCUACACAGAGACACAAUGCAAGCUGCAGCAGCCAUUUAUCAGGAUAUGUAUGGGGAUGAGGAAGGUGUACCUGCCACAUUUCAGGUGCUAAACUUUAUAGGAUGGAAACCUGACCCCUCCCAGCCUAAACCAGUAGAGAGAGGCAGUCAGGACUUUUCAUUCAAGGAUCUUGACAGACUGAGUGAGCUGACGAAGGACAUUGAAAAGCUCAAGGACGAUACAAAGGUCACAGAUGACAAGGUCACGGGUGAUGAUAAAGGUGAUGGUAAAUCCUGAGGCACCGUCUGUGUAUAUAAUAAAGUGUUGGUAUUUAU